Molecule: messenger RNA, 218 nt
Organism: Gryllus bimaculatus (two-spotted cricket)
Lineage: Eukaryota; Metazoa; Arthropoda; Insecta; Orthoptera; Gryllidae
Source: the annotation of a GenBank genome assembly
ACAGAACACUCUAGUUCGUAACAAAGUAAAGGGGCUUAUUUAACUCCAGCAUCAUGGCUAAAGAGGUCAAUUACAUGAUACGUGUAAAUCUUAAUAUUGCUAUAGUCUCGAUGGUGAAACGAACACACAAAAAUGUUUCAUUAACAAGUGAGUGUUUGGAAGAAACAUUCAUGUUCAAUAAUGUAAAUAUGACUGCACAAGUUACAUCAAAUGAUAAG